GGUCGCGCCGCUGCAUCCCCAUCCUCGUCGCCCGGCACAGCGCGAGCCGGCGAACGGCAGCGGGCCGGAGCGGGCGCAGCGCCGAGCCCCGGCCAUGGCCACCACCAGCACCACGGGCUCCACCCUGCUGCAGCCCCUAAGCAACGCCGUGCAGCUGCCCAUCGACCAGGUCAACUUUGUAGUGUGCCAACUCUUUGCCUUGUUAGCAGCCAUUUGGUUUCGAACUUAUCUACAUUCAAGCAAAACUAGCUCUUUUAUAAGACAUAUAGUUGCUACCCUUUUGGGCCUUUAUCUUGCACUUUUUUGCUUUGGAUGGUAUGCCUUACAUUUUCUUGUGCAAAGUGGGAUUUCCUACUGCAUCAUGAUCAUAAUAGGAGUGGAGAGCAUGCACAAAUACUGUUUUGUGUUUGCUUUGGGAUACCUCACAGUGUGCCAAAUCACUAGAGUCUAUAUCUUUGAUUAUGGACAAUAUUCUGCUGAUUUUUCAGGCCCGAUGAUGAUCAUCACUCAGAAGAUCACCAGUUUGGCUUAUGAAAUUCAUGAUGGGAUGUUUCGAAAGGAUGAAGAACUGACUCCAUCACAGAAGGUCUUGGCUGUAAGGCGCAUGCCAAGCCUCCUGGAGUAUGUAAGUUACAACUGUAACUUCAUGGGCAUCCUGGCGGGCCCACUCUGCUCUUACAAAGACUACAUUACUUUCAUUGAAGGCAGGUCGUACCACAUGACACAGUCAGGUGAAAACGGAAAAGAAGAGGUGCAGUAUGAGAGAACAGAGCCAUCUCCAAACGAAGCCGUGGUUCAGAAACUCCUGGUGUGUGGGCUCUCCUUGCUCGUUCACUUGACCAUCUCCAACAUGUUGCCUGUGGAGUACAACAUUGACGAGCGCUUUCAAGCCACAGCUUCAUGGCCAACCAAGAUUACCUAUCUGUACAUGUCUCUACUGGCUGCCAGACCUAAAUACUAUUUUGCGUGGACCUUAGCUGAUGCUAUUAACAAUGCUGCAGGCUUUGGUUUCAGAGGAUAUGACAGAAAUGGAGCAGCUCAUUGGGACUUGAUUUCCAAUUUGAGAAUUCAGCAAAUAGAGAUGUCAACAAGUUUCAAGAUGUUUCUUGAUAAUUGGAAUAUCCAGACAGCUCUUUGGCUCAAAAGGGUGUGUUAUGAACGGGCCUCCGUCAGUCCAACCAUCCAGACUUUCUUUCUCUCUGCCAUUUGGCAUGGGGUAUACCCAGGAUACUAUCUGACCUUUUUAACAGGGGUAUUGAUGACAUUAGCAGCACGAGCUAUGAGAAACAACUUUAGACAUUAUUUCCUCAAAACUCCCCAACUUAAAUUAUUUUAUGACAUCAUAACAUGGGCAGUAACUCAAAUAGCAAUAAGUUAUACAGUUGUGCCAUUUGUGCUUCUUUCUAUAAAACCAUCAUUCACGUUUUACAGCUCCUGGUAUUACUGCCUUCACGUCUGUAGUAUCUUAGUAUUAUGGUUGUUGCCAGUGAAAAAGACUCAAAAAGGAAAGAAUAUACAUGAAAACCAUCAGCUCUCACAGUCCAGAAAGGUUGACGAAAGAGAAAAUUCUUUGGGAGAGGACAGUUUCUCCACAACAAACAGCAUUUGCAAUCAGAACCAAGAAAAAGCCUCUAGACCACCUUCCUCAAGGCAGUGAUGGGGAGGCCUUCCUGCUGACUGCCUUUCUUGUGUUCACAGAAACCAGUCUUAGCACCUUCGCAAGGGGUUUGUGUUUGUUUGAAAAGAGAUUAACGGGGGAAAUGGGACAGCUAUAGGUAGGGAAUUUCCUAUAAACCAGAGUGGAAACGGAAAGAAGCAGCCCUCCCAUGCCAUGUCCCUGUGGGCCACGCCUUAUAUAAAAAUAUUUUCAUAUUUCAUGGGGCAUUCCAACCUCAGCAUAUGUCCACAAGGUCAUAUGUGUGCCCUGUUGCCGAAUGUAUGUUGUGUACCCCAAGGCACUGCAGAGGUGGAAAACUUAUCGUGUCCGUCUGAAUGAUUGAGGGGGUUAACUUUUCCAAAUGAAUGUCUUGCCUUAAACCCUCUAUUUCCUAAAAUAUUGUUCCUAAAUGGUAUUUUCAAGUGUAAUAGUAUGAGAAGAUUAUUUCAAUAUUUGAUGUUGUAUAAUGUAAAGGAAUUUAGAAGGAAUUUGAAACAGGAUAUUUAAGAUGGUAGAUACUUUAAAAAUGCAAUAAACAUCUCAGUAUUUGAAGGGUUUUCUUAAAGUAUCUCAAAUGACUACAGUGCAUAGUGAAACUGUAAGCAGUAAUGGAUGCCAAAUUAUAGGUAGCUUAUUUUGCUGGAGAGCUUAAUUACCUUGUGUUAGUCAGAGAGUCCUUCCA
Molecule: messenger RNA, 2339 nt
Organism: Urocitellus parryii (Arctic ground squirrel)
Lineage: Eukaryota; Metazoa; Chordata; Mammalia; Rodentia; Sciuridae
Gene: Mboat2
Product: membrane bound glycerophospholipid O-acyltransferase 2
Biological process (GO): lipid modification
Cellular component (GO): membrane
Molecular function (GO): acyltransferase activity
Source: RefSeq, a predicted model, not a curated record